AAUAGCUAUCCAAAAUAUCAAUCGGGAUUUAUGGUUUUUAUUAUGUAGUAUUUCCAUCGCUGCUUGUCACUGUUGUUCAUGUAUUUUAUUUAAAUACUGGAUUUGAGUUGAAGAAAUUUGAGAAUGGCUAAUGCAGACUUUAGAAAGGACGGUACUAUACCUGUGCGCCCCAGGAGUGUCUAUACGGCACAUUCGUACAAUCAGGAUGAGUCCAACCUGUCCGUGUUCCAAGACUACAGCAAGUUCUUGGAAGGGGGCCUGGGACAGGCGGAGCUGGUGGGGGCGGCGGGCUGGCAGCCGCCGUGGCGUGCGCCUCUGCAGCGGAACAAAGCACCGUUCUACCCUGGAGACGACAUCUACCAUGCUGACACUUGGCGAGAGCUCGAGGUGACGGAGGUCGGAGGAGCCGGGUACAAUGGUUCGGUGACGCCCCACGGCACCAUUUGUCUGCGGCUAAGAGACAGAGUCAAGGUGGACAUGACGAUUGACGGCGCUGUUCGAGUGACCAACGCCAAGAACAACAUCAUACUGGCGCUGUCGAGGUCGGGUGCGGCAGCAGCGCUCAUCCACCCCAACGGACGAGUGUACCACUACGGGUCUCGCGUCGAGAUACAGGCCUGCCACUUGCAGGGCAAUAACAAAUACGCGAAGAUGUGGUACAAGGGCGUGUCGUUCACGGCGGAGCAGUGCGCGCUGGUGUACCUGGUGGACGCGGCCGGCACGCGCACCACCACCGACACGUUCCUCGACAUGAGCCAGGACUUCACUCUCAACGUGUUCUACAACGAGUCGCGGCACGGGCCGUCGUACGUGAACGAGGCGCUGUCGCUCCUGGAGACCACGCAGUACUGGCUCACCGACGACGGCAUCGACAACUGGAUCAUCAACAACGUGCGCGUCAGCCAGACCGCUGAUGGACUUGUCAGGAUCCACCGUUGCAGCCACAAGUACCAGCUGCGCACGAGCCCAACAAACGGCUCCGCAUCGAUCACCAGCCCCUUCCUGCACUGCACCGCUUCUCUGGGGCAGACUCAGCAUCUUUUCGUACGGCGCGGCGAAAGGCGCAUGCACUUCGACGGCAACUCGUUCAUCGUGCGCAACGCGGGGCACUCCGCCGGCUUCGACGACAAGAACCAGCUGAAGGUGUACUGACCGCGCCGCCGGCCGCCCGACCGCCCGACCGACCGCCCGCUCCGAUGUUGUACAGAUCGAUUGAUUCCCCGACGAACUAUCUAACCGACCUGUUUACUAAUUACAAUUAUACCAAUCGUUUAAUUUUGUUCUAAUCGCGAAACACAUUGGACAAGUCAAAGGCCAAAUUAGCAUUUCUAUUGAUCAUUGUUUUUAAUUCGUGGAACUUAGUGUGUAAAGCUUGCUGAUAGUUUAUAUCAUCACUUUCAUUUUGAAUACCAUUUUACGGCACUGCUAAGCUCACGUUUUUUAUGUCGGGUACAUGAGUAUAGGUACCUACAGUCCAGUCAUAGUGAUUAAGAUUACAGUUUCAUGAUUCUGUGAUAUAACGUGCAAGAUCUUCAAUGAACUCCUCAGUCAACUUUAAUAUUUUAUAAACAUUUUGCGUACGGUAGACAGAGAACGUGUUAUUACAUUUGUCAACGUUGUAUAGUCAGCGCCGAAAAUAAUACUAUUUACUUAUCAUUUUUAUUUUGAUACGAACUUUAUCUCUAUUAUACUGAACUAAACCCCUCUUACUUGCUUAUUUUUUGUUAUUAUUACAUAAGUGUCCGUUUAGUAAUUAUUACACUUGCCCACAUUCAUCGAACAUUCUUUACAUUUAUUUCUCUGGAUAGGUCUCAUAUUGUUUUCAUUGAUUCGAUAGGGAUUUAUAAAAUAUUAUAACAAUCCAAAAACAUUUUUUAUACUGGAUUGUUGAAAUGUAAAAAUUAUAUCUCUAAUAUAACAUAGACUUCCGUGGUAAUAGACCGCUUCAGUGGAGUUAUGCAAUCGUAAUUGCAUAUAGAAAUGAGCUUAGCAGUAUUUUGUAAAGCAGAUAUCAAUUUCCUCAUGAACAUAAUUAUUCGGAUUAUCUACCUAUAUUGCGCUUGUCCCAUCUGUUUCUUUUCUUGAAAGUUCAAAGUAAUUAUAUUAUGAGUUAAUAAAUAAUUAUAAUAAUGAAA
Leguminivora glycinivorella is the source of this 2135-nucleotide messenger RNA. RefSeq lists its product as uncharacterized. The transcript has 8 exons. NCBI's taxonomy places the organism in Eukaryota, Metazoa, Arthropoda, Insecta, Lepidoptera, Tortricidae. The coding region runs from base 124 to 1152 and encodes 342 amino acids. The record is from RefSeq and is a predicted model, not a curated record.